This is a messenger RNA of Xenia sp. Carnegie-2017, 734 nucleotides long. RefSeq names its product ATP synthase subunit d, mitochondrial-like. The record is from RefSeq and is a predicted model, not a curated record. Gene Ontology annotation, biological process: proton motive force-driven ATP synthesis. The coding region runs from base 102 to 575 and encodes 157 amino acids. Gene Ontology annotation, molecular function: proton transmembrane transporter activity. NCBI's taxonomy places the organism in Eukaryota, Metazoa, Cnidaria, Anthozoa, Malacalcyonacea, Xeniidae. The transcript is spliced from 6 exons.
GUCAACAGUCUUCUUGGACUUCAACCUCAGCUCGGUUAACCGGCCAUAUUGGAAUUAAAGUUAUAAAGAUUUUCCAGCAAAAACUUGUGUGAAAAGUGAAAAUGAGCUCGAGACAGGUUGGAAAACACGUUGUGGAUUGGGUAAAGAUUGCAACUAAAAUCCCUCAAGCAGCUAGAGGCGAGUUUUCUGGCUUUCGCUCUCGACAUGAAGCUAUUAAAUCAAGACUUGAAACAUUUACUGAAAAGCCUGAACCAAUUGACUGGGAAUUUUACAAGCAACAUGUCGCUAAACCUGGCUUUGUCGAAGCUUUUGAAAAGGCAUUUUCUGCUGUUAAAGUACCAUAUCCUCAAGACACAAAGUCUGCAGCCAUCAAAAAAGAUGAGAUUGGAUAUGAGAAUUCCUGUAUUGAAGUGAUGAAAGAAACAAAUAAGAAUAUUGCAAAUCUGAAAGAAGAGCUCGCUCAGUUGAAAGCUUUAAAACCAUUUGAAGAAAUGACGUCAGACGAGUAUCUUGCUGAUAAACCUGACCUCAAGAAGCAACUGGAUGAAGACUUCAAGAACUUCAUUUACAAAUAAAUCAUGGUUUGUGACUUGUCAAGUAGGUUGAUGUAUAGCUUAAUGUUUGGAAAUUCCUUGGUACGCGAUGGUUAACAGCUCGCAGGCGUUCUCUUGAAAUAUUCACAUGUUUCAUGAAUUUAUUUACAUAUUUUAUAAGUACACAUAAAAAGUUUCAAA